UAAAAGGAGAUUUUCCAGAUGAACUCAUGAAGGUUGAUCUUAAUCGUGCUCUCUCCGGAAGCGCUAUUAGUAACCUUGGAUAAAAAAACGUCAGGAAACAUCUGAUUCAAGAUAGCAAGCACUGUGUACUUAAUUUGACUUAAUUGACUCGUAUGUCUUCGUGUAACUCGAAUAUUAACAGAGGCCACCUUUAUGGAGCUAAUAAUAUUAGCGCGUGACACAGUUAUGAAGCCAUUGCACUCGUAAUCGGUUACGCUUGUUAUGCUCUCGUCGAGAUAUAUCAUCGGUCCGAGUUUGAUAAUCGUAACCUUGAAUGUAUAUUGCAAUAUAUUAACAAGCGUAAAUCGGCAUCGGAGGUAAGGACGGAGAGUUUCAAUCCGCUUGAUCCACGCGGGAUAAGCGAGAGACCAGAUAGAGUGAGAGAGAGAAAAAGAAAGAGAGAAAGAGAGAGCAGUGAGAGCAGUGAGGGUGUCAGGGGAUAACUGGUGCUAACCUAAGAUGCAAACAUUCGUGAACGUUGACGUGCUUAUAUUAUUACUGAGAAUUUAUUUAUUAUACUGGUCCCUUGGCACGGUAACGGCUAGCGGUGGAGCUCUCGAUUCUACUCCGACCUUCCAAACUAGUGCCUCGAGCACUCCACAUUCCAAAAUAGCAGCCUUCUCUGCCACCCUUACCAAUGGACUGGCUCAAGCGGUGGCUCAUGAAUCUGCUACAGAUACCUGUAACGACGACCUAGCUUGUAUAACUAUGGCUUCUCACGAUCGAUUAGGUUUAGAGGCUAUAAAAUCUCUCCACAGUCAAUUGGAUGACGACGCCAAUGGAAAUGUCGAUUUAUCUGAAUCUGAUGAUUUUUUGAGAGAAGAGCUACAGUAUGAAGCUGGUUAUGAACGAAGACAAAGGGCUUUCCAUCACAAUGAUGAUAUGCAUAUUAGCGUACGAGAACUCUGGGAAGCCUGGUUGCGAUCAGAAGUUCAUAAUUGGACUAUAGAACAAACAUCAGAAUGGUUAACUUCCAAUGUUGAGCUUCCUCAAUAUGUUCCUACAUUUAUACAGCACCGUAUAACUGGUGCUACACUUCCUCGAUUAGCAGUAAAUAAUAUGCAUUACCUUAGCAAUGUUUUGGGUAUCAAGGAUCCUAUUCACAAGCAAAAAAUUGCUCUAAAAGCAAUGGAUGUUGUUCUUUUUGGUCCUCCCAAAGAUACUGGACACAACAUCAAAGAUUUGCUACUGGUUAUAUUAUUAUUUGGAGCACUUAUUGGAUGUUGGUUCAUAUAUCAGCAAAGGAAAAAUUCACAAAAUCAUCUUCAUAGAAUGAUGAAGGACAUGGAAAGUUUGCGUAAAGCAGAACUCGCGCUGGAAAAUUUGCAGAAAGAACUAGAAAGAGCAAGAAUGGAACAAGAAAGUGCAGCUACUGAAAAACAGAAUUUGGAAAAACGUUUGCAAGAUGAAAGUUUGGGAUUGCAUACUUCAUAUUCAGAUCUUGAAGUAUCACAAUUGAAAGCGGAAAUCGAAAUGUUGAAGUUGGAAUUACAGCGUGCUGAGGGUGAACUUGAAGAUAGAUGCUGGUCACCACCAGCUGGACUGCAGCAUUGGCUGCAAUUGACUCAUGAAAUUGAGAACAAAGCAUAUACUAAUAAAAAGAUAGCAGCUGAAAAACAACUUCAACAAGCACGUGAAGCGUGCGAAAAAUUACGAAAAAAGCGUUCCAGUCUAGUAGGUGCCUUCGUUUCGACUCACGGGAAGUCUAUCGAUGAAGUUGAUAAAAGUAUAGUUGAAGCAAGAACUGCAUUGAAUGAAGUAACAAAUGAAUUGAAAGAAAGAGUACAUCGUUGGAAACAGAUUGAACUACUCUGCGGUUUCAAUAUAAUUAACAAUAAUGGUUUAAAUUAUUUAGAGACAGUUUUAUACAGAGGAACACCCAAUGGUAGAGGUCUUGGACUUAGAGGACGACUCAGUAGCCAAGAUGAUUUAGAUGAUGAGGCAAGUUCAGUGUAUACAUCAUCGGUCAGUGCAGUCGCAGGUAUUUUGGAGAAUUCAGUAUGGAAAGAGUCAUCGAUGCCGCCCAGUGGUCGACUUGGAAGUGAACUUUCUGAUUCUUCGAGCAGCGAAGCGGAGAAAGAAACACACGGGGUCCACUUCGUGCUAGGUGAUGGACUGGAAGAGUCCGCUGGAGCCUCCGGAAAGACUGCGCCGUACAAAGAAAAAUCCAGCAUUGUACGUUCUUAUAGUCAAGACACAAACAUACUGAUCAACGAGGAUAAGGGUUCAUCGUUUCUACCGAAAACAUCAUAUUCGGAAAAUUCCCUCGAUAUUUCGGAUAGGUACAGUUAUCGUCCUGCGACGUCAUUGAUGACUAUAAUGACAGCAGCGACGCCGAUGACGACGAUGACAACAACGGCAACUGCAACUACAAUUACAGCAGGCGCUAAAAAAUUGUUUAAGGAAUUACCUACAGUAAUGUCAGUCGAUGAUGAGACGCUUUCCACUGAUUCUAAUUCUACCGCCGACAACGAUGAGCUUAAACGAAGGCGCAGGAAGCUACACUUUCCAGCCUUUAGGAAGAACAAAACUAAAAUCACGUGAUGCCCGCUAGUCACAUAAUCUUAUUUGUUACUUAAUUGCUAUCCAUUACAAUUAGUUGUAAUCGCGACAUGCACUUAAGAAUUAUUUUAUCAGUAAUUAUUAAUUGUUAGCUAUUAUUAUUCAUGUGACGUACAUACACAAACACAUACAUUCUUGGUCUCUUUUUCUUUAUUUUUUCUUUUCUCUUUUUCUCUUGCCUUUUUUUUUCUUUCUUUCUUUGCGCGCGUAUAAACUCACGGAAACGUAACCGUUGUUUAGGAUGUUUUUUUGCCCUGGCGCGGUGUUCCUUCUACUUUGCCAAACUUGCGUAUGUGCAAAAUAAUAAUGAAAAGUGAGUCAAUGGAUACACCGAAGACAUCCGACCUAGAUAAAUAGAUUUUUAGAAUUGCAAUAUUUGAAAACUUUUAAUAUUAUGGCAAUAUAUUUUCGGUAUGUACUUUUUAGGAGACUAAAGGUUCGUUCCGAAUUACGUAUGAAGCGCUUGAUGCAUCAUUUGUUUUUCAUCAAAUAAUGAAAAAGCAUUAAAUAAUAUAUCAUGCGUAACUCGAAACGUAUCCUAAAUGUUCUCCAAGCUGCAAACUUUUAUGAAGUAAGA
Acromyrmex echinatior (Panamanian leafcutter ant) is the source of this 3178-nucleotide messenger RNA. It is a transcript of the gene Stim, whose product is annotated as stromal interaction molecule. Gene Ontology annotation, biological process: store-operated calcium entry; intracellular calcium ion homeostasis; activation of store-operated calcium channel activity. Gene Ontology annotation, molecular function: protein binding; calcium channel regulator activity; calcium ion binding. The record is from RefSeq and is a predicted model, not a curated record. Gene Ontology annotation, cellular component: plasma membrane; endoplasmic reticulum. NCBI's taxonomy places the organism in Eukaryota, Metazoa, Arthropoda, Insecta, Hymenoptera, Formicidae.